Populus trichocarpa (black cottonwood) is the source of this 1789-nucleotide messenger RNA. Its product is annotated as F-box/LRR-repeat protein 25. The record is from RefSeq and is a predicted model, not a curated record. The coding region runs from base 210 to 1280 and encodes 356 amino acids. Gene Ontology annotation, molecular function: protein binding. The transcript has 3 exons. Lineage: Eukaryota; Viridiplantae; Streptophyta; Magnoliopsida; Malpighiales; Salicaceae.
AUUUCACUCCAACCAACCGACAGAUCACUAAAGAAGUUGCCGCCUCCUCCACCUGUCAUUCCAUGCGGGUCGGGUUCGUGGAUCAUAUCUACAACCACCAAUCCCUUCUCAGUCCGGCUCACCGCCGUUGUUUCCUUCUUUGCGUACCUAAAUUGGGUCGGGUGUCACUGAUCCUCCUCUGGUUAUUCGGGUCUUAGGUUUUUAUAAAGAUGGAAGACAGAGAAGCUGGAUUACAAGACAGAUUGAGCGAUCUACCCGACUACAUAAUUCACGAAAUCCUUUGUUUCCUCGAGAUUAAUCAAGCGAUCCGAACUUCUGUCUUGUCCGAAAGAUGGAAAAACUUGUGGGCUUCUGUUCCAGACCUGAAUUUCAACAGCAAAAGUUUUACAGAACAAACGUUUCCUAAGUUUCUCCGAAGAGUUAUGUCCAAACGGGAAGAUUGCAACGUUCGGAGACUUGACAUGUUUGCCCAUUUGCCCAUUCGUCUCUCAUCAAUGGAGGGUUUGAUAAAUUACGCAGUGGCUCAUCAGGUUGAGGAUUUUCGGUUUGUUUCUGAUGAUGUCCAGCCUGUUUCUUUACCAGCAUGUGGUUCCUUGAAGACCCUUUUCUUAUCUCGAUGUAAGUUUGGUGAUUUGCUGACAUCUUUUGGUUUCGGUUUUGUUAAUCUGACCUCGUUGGACUUGUAUGUGUGUUGGUUUUGUUAUUCUGAGAAUGAUUUUGGUGACCCUUUUGCUAGUUGUCGGAAUUUGAGGAGGUUAUGCCUCCGUUAUUGUCGGUUUCCAUCUUUGAAAAGGUUGAAAAUUACUGGGUUUCAGCUGGUUAGCUUAGAAAUUCAAGGGUUCGGCUAUGGUGAUCGAGGGUUACAAGAAGGUUGUGCGGUUGAGAUUUUUGCGCCGAAUCUGUUGUCUUUUGUGUACAAAUUCUCCAAACCAGUGGAUUUCUGUGGGCUUCAUUUUCCAUCUCUUGAUUAUGUUGAGGUCCAUGUUUGGCAACAUGGUACUGAUGAGGCUACUGAUCAUGACAAAAGAAGGGCCAGUCUGUUCUUGAUGAGUAUGUUUGAAGGCUUUGGGAAUGCACAAUCUGUCAAGUUAUAUUGCGAAACCAUUCAGGUUCUUGAUUUGGUUGAUGGAUUGCUAGAACAACAACCUUCUCCCUUUAAAAGAUUGAAGAAAGUAGAUGUGCAAUGUAAUCGUGAAUCAUUCAAGGUACCUGCUCAUGUGACAAACUACUUACUCGCUGGCACUAUUGGGCAGGAACUACAUCUAGAGGUGCCAACCUGAUGAUUAGCAGCUGCAUAUUUCAUAGGAGUAGAUUUUGGCGGUGAUGGAUAAAUUCAUACCAAACUUCCCUUUCCUUUUGCUUACCUUUCUUAUUGCAGCAAAGGCGUCCAUACAUUGUGAAUAUUUUGUCUUGUCUCAGCAAGCAAGUGCAUGGAAAGUCCGCUUCAUCUUCAUAACAACACUCCCAGAAAGGCUGAAAAGGAAUGUAGGAGAAACUAAGUUGUGCACAAUCGCUUAAGAAAGAAAACUUCAAGUUUAGUCACCAAUCUAUGCUUUUUGUCUCUUUUUUUUCAAGUAUAUACACAAUCAAUUUCCUUCCUUCAGAACCUCUUGCUAGAGGACAUUUGUGAAGUCUAUGCCGCAAUGAUUGUGCAGGUUAUACUCUCUGAUCUUUCCAGAGCUUUAAAAUGUUGCUAGAGUAGAUAGUAGUAAUUGCAAAAAUCCUCCUUCUGGAUUCUAUUGUAAAUUUCAAUGAAAAAUGAAUGUAGUGCUGUGAUUAAGAUGAAGAA